This is a messenger RNA of Astyanax mexicanus (Mexican tetra), 5064 nucleotides long. It is a transcript of the gene rab3il1, whose product is annotated as RAB3A interacting protein (rabin3)-like 1. Gene Ontology annotation, biological process: exocytosis. The record is from RefSeq and is a predicted model, not a curated record. Gene Ontology annotation, molecular function: guanyl-nucleotide exchange factor activity. Gene Ontology annotation, cellular component: Golgi to plasma membrane transport vesicle. Bases 366 to 1406 code for a protein of 346 amino acids. NCBI's taxonomy places the organism in Eukaryota, Metazoa, Chordata, Actinopteri, Characiformes, Acestrorhamphidae. The transcript has 11 exons.
ACACUUUUCCUCACGGGCUCAGCAGAGCAGAGAGGAGCGGAGCGGACGGGCGGGACACACACGCACACAGCCACACAGCCACAGACACACAGCUCUGUCUGUCUGCGGAGCUCCUCUCCUGGGACAGCUCGUCGGUAGGGUCUGGGCGGCUGCUGAAGGUCCUCAGCGCGUGUACGCGGGGCUGUUCGGAGGAGGAGGAGCCGGGGUCUGGAGCUGUUUCUCCCGGAGCGGAUGCCGCUGAGUCGGACUGAAGGGAACCGAAGGGUGGGACCCGCUCUGAGUGACAUACCACACUGAAAAAGUUAAUAGAUCUGGAGCCUGAGCCAGACCUUGGAGUAGUGGUGAGAAGAGGACAAGGAGAAGCAAUGCUCCAAGAAGAGGCAGGGGCCGAAGGAGGAGACGCCUACAAUGUGUCUCGCCUGCGGAGCUCCUCUCUGGAGAUCAGAGAGAAGGGCACGGAGUUCCUCCGAGAGCAGCUGGACGCAGCACAAAAGGAGCUGAAGAUGAAGGGGGAAGAAUGUGAACGACUUUCGCAUGUGAGAGACCAACUGGAACAGGAACUGGAGGAGCUGACUGCCAGUCUCUUUGAGGAGGCUCAUAAGAUGGUCCGAGAGGCUAACGUAAAACAGGCAGCAGCAGAAAAGCAGUUAAAGGAGGCUCAGGGCAAGAUUGACGUCCUUCAGGCGGAGGUGUCUGCCCUGAAGACGCUGGUGUUGACAUCCACUCCAUCUUCCCCCAACCGCCAGCUCCACCCACAGCUACAGUCUACAGGCUCCAAAGCUGCCUCAUCACGGCACACACGUCACAAGAGUGCUACCUUAACCCUGCCUCAGCUCCAGUCAGAGCCAACCACUGAGCCUACACACACCAGUCGGGAAGAUAAGGAGCUGGACUCUGUAUUAUUUGCUGAGUUUCUGUCGUGGAGGGAGGCUCCGAGUUUGGACCGAUCUUCUGCCUUCAUCAGUCGCAUCUACAGAGAGGACAUUGGGCCCUGCCUCUCCUUCACACGCUCUGAAUUGUCUCAGUCGAUUCAGAGUGCAGUGGAGAAUAACUCUUUGACUAUUGAGCCUGUUGCCAUGACUACACUGCCCAUAGUCAAAGCCUCAGCUAUUGAAUGUGGAGGCCCCAAUGGCUGCCGAGCGCCAGUAGAGACGAAGUGCGCUCUGAGUGGGCUGUCCAGGCCCUGCCGACAUCGCAUUAAGCUUGGAGAUAAGGAGAGUUACUAUUAUAUCUCUCCUUCCAGCAGAGCUCGGAUCACAGCAGUGUGUAACCUGUUUACCUAUAUCAGAUACAUUCAGCAGGGCCUGGUUAGACAUGAUGCUGAGCAGAUGUUUUGGGAGGUGAUGCGUCUGCGGAGGGAAAUGUCUGUGGCCAAGUUGGGUUACUUCCCUACAGACGAAAGCUGAAGGACACCCUGGGCAUGUUGCCAUUCUGUACACACAGCAAGUUUGACAAUAACAUUUGAUCUGACACAGACACUCGUUACUGCUCGUUACCAACAUCUGUUAACGUUACGAGCCGAGCAGAAGGAACGCUCCAGCCCAAAGCAGAAUCACAGCACAGUAGAAGAACAGCUCAGUGAGUGAAAAGAUUUCUAAGCUGGUGUGCUACACAAGCAGUACCCGUCAGUAUUAUACUUGUAUUUUAGUGACUAAACCAAGUAGACAGAAUCGUCACAAUCAGCUUCCACUACACUCCAGACCUCCAGAGCAAAAGUUCUGUGUAAAUCUGAACUUGAACGUGUAAAACAGGCUUUUUUUGUAUUUUAUUUUGUCAGCAGUAAAAUCUCAGAAAUUCAGGUAAACAAACACAAGAACAGAGGAGCAGCACCUAUUUCUCACCUUCGUCUUCUGCUCAGUCUUCCAGGUAAAUUGACAGAUGCACACUGGUGACCUUCCAAAGAGUUUACAGCUGUCAAAGAAUGUUUGCCUCAUUUUGAUCUUGCUUCUGCCCUAACAAGCACUGCUCCACUUUCUCACCCAAGACGCACUGUAUAGAAAUGUUGCAUGAGAUACAUUGUUAAUGAGAGAGGGUACAAAAUGUUUGGCACAGUUUAUAGGUUAUUUUACCCCACUAUGUUAAAGCCAGGGCUGUAUUUAGCUCUGCUAAAGAAUUAGCCAAUAUGUGCCUUAUUUAGGAUUACUAUAAUGGAUGUGUACUUACUUUUAUUUAGGAAGUCUACAAAACAUUUGUACAGGGGCGUUCAGACUUGUACACAGAUUCCCAGACAUAGAACAAACAUAAUUAUCGGCUACAUUUAAAGUCAAUUUAGUAGACAAUCAAUGUUUACUGUCAUUUUGUUCAAAAAGAGGCACAGAGAAACAUAAACCACUGAUUUAUUUUAAUCUAUUUGAAUUAUAUUAAUUAACUUAUAACCAACUUUAUUUCAUGUAUAUACCCCUCAAUUUUAUUCAAGAUGCCACUGGUCACAAUCAUUACCACCCGCUGUGCUGUCCACUGUGGGUGGUAAUGAUGUCUAUGACAUAUCCCCAGUACACCUGUGACACUGUGGAUUGAGGAAAGUUAAAUUCCUGCACAAUGUUGAAUACAGAAAGUCUCCUUCACCCGGCCCACACUAUCAGUCCUUGCUUAAACGCUGACUGUUUACAUCUUUAUGCCUUGAGCACACUGGCCAAUGUUUAACCUCAUUCACAAGAUAACACCUCGCAACGUAUGUAGAUGUGAAUAUUUUCACGUUAUACUCUGAAGUAACACUUCAAUGGGUCUCAUUUACCAACCAUUCUUAUCUUCUUAUUGAGAAGAAAUUUCUUUUAAAACACAGUCCUACAGUUUUCAUGAAUAUUCUGACAUUUAAAAGGGUUUUCUCAUUGGGGAUUUGUUAAAGUAGAACUCUGGAGUAAAAUUGACUUUGGUUGAAGUAAAACAUAAUAUAGAGUACUAACCUUUAUUGAAUAGCCCACCUCUGCUCUCCCGCAGCUUUCCGUAAGGUUGUGCUUUUUGCCCGGCACUCUUUACAACGGGUGCUUUGGGACAUCCUCUUGCCCCUGCAGAUAAAUUGCGGUUUACACAGUUUUACAGGCUUAAAGUAGCUCCAUACCUCAUUGGUAAAAUCCGGAGAGCCCUGAUAUUUAAAACGAGGCACCUGGAGAUUAGGUUACGCUAUGGGUAACCUAACAGUGGUUUUUAAUAAGCUUCUUGUGCACUUUUAAAGUUAUUAAUGCUUCGAGUUAAAUGUCAGGGCUUUCCCGGAUUCUACUUUGAGCCUGGAUAACGGAAUAAAAAGCAAUUUAUCUGCAGGGGCAAGUGGAUGCCCCGAAGCACUUUUUGUAAAGAGUUCUGGGCAAAAAUUUCAAAGUCAAUUUCACACCGGAGUUCUCCUUUAAGUUUGCCAUUAUUCAGUAGUUUAAAAACACAUCAUAAAUCUGAUGCAGAUUUUUGGUUAGAACAGAUUUAUUAUACAAUUUGGAAUUGUAUAGUUGGAAUUAGACUUUUUUGGAAGUUAUUGAUGAAUGAGGCCCAAUGUUGACAUUUGUACUUUUAUAAAUUAGUCUUACAGAGGUUUAAUGAACUACAGUUAGUUCAGAACAACAGUGAGCCUUCUUUGCAAAUUCAUACUUCUGCUAUAGAAAUAGCCGUUCAACAACACUUAUGUUGCACUGCUGCAUUUCAUACACAGAUUAUUAGAGCUAAGGUACACUUUUCUGACAUUCCUCUGUGCAUAAGCUCUUUCUGCCAUCAGUAAAUGUGUGGAUUCGUAGCCAUUUUUGUAACAAAUUGUGAUUUUUGUGCACAGUUACAGUGCAAAAUGAACCUGUUGACAAUCAAUCUGUGUUUGAGCAAAACGGACUCCAGUGUAAUAUAUGUACUGCACAAAGCCAUGCAAACUUGAAUACUUGUUUUAAUAGAUUUUGCUGUUUCACAACCAAUCCCACCUCUAGGUUAAUGUCAAGAAUGAGACUGACAUAUAAUACACUUGUCGACAAAAAAUAAACACACUGUAGGAUUGAUGCAAAUUUAUGUAAAUGAUUACAGGUGUGGUCAGUAAAGGCACUGGGUAUUCCCACAAGAGGAUAUAAAGGACAUCCUUCUCCUAGAUCCCAAUACAAAAAAAGGCUCUCAGGGGAUACUUUUGGGUAGUGUACUUUCUGGUGAAAGAUCGUGGACUGCUAGACAUGCCACUAGAAUUUAACCCCAUUGACAGAUUUAGAGUUUGGUCUGGCUCUACAGGCCCAUCUGUGGCCAAAUUUUCUGAAGGAGGCCAUACAGAACGUCUAUGCCUGCAUGCCCAACUCAGACGUGUAUGAAUUACUGAAGACAAAUAAGAGACUUGAGUAGAAGUUGAAGUGUUUUUUAAGCUCCAAACUUAAGUGGAAGAACUAAAAUAUUUAACAUUUUUGUAUUUAAGCAAUGCAGGUAGUUCAUUCUAAAAAGUACUGAAAGUAAAAGUACAGUAUUGAAGUUCUUACAGAAAGCAGUUAAAAGGUUUGAAUAUAAUAUUGCAGAUCAGCUUAAUCGCUUGUGUUGCACAGUGCUGAGGAGCUUCAUCAAACCUGACAGUGCCAUGAACCACUCCGUAUAAUACUGUAUAUUACUUCAGCAGAGUACAGAUACAGCAUUUUAGUACUUAAGUGCAGUAGUGAAGUAGAUAAACAUUGUUACUUUACAUCUCUGGGCCAACCAUAUUAUCUUGUGUCCAGGCUAGAGGCAGCCUAACAGGGUACUAGAGUCUCCUUUCAGUUGUCCAAUUUUCAAUGUAUACUUUAGGAUCAAUAUAGUAAUAACUUACACAAAUUUUCAUUUAUUUUUUCUAACAUCUUUACUGUGUGUAUUUGUUUUUUGUCAAUGAGUGUUUGUCAUAUCAACAAUGGACUUCAUUUCUGUGUGAAAUGUGAAAUGUUGCCUAACACUAGUUAGUUUGUAUAAAACCCGAAAGCAACAUUACAUGUAUAAUUAAUACACAAUAUUUUAAACAUGUAUUCAAGUUUACAUAAUUAGACAUUUUUACCCUUACUUAUAAGCUGAACUGCCUUGAGAGAGGAGGAGAACUCCUUACACUCCAUAAAUGAAUGAAUAUGCAAUAAAAGAUUGAAUGGUCUGAAUGAA